Molecule: messenger RNA, 1059 nt
Organism: Epithele typhae
Lineage: Eukaryota; Fungi; Basidiomycota; Agaricomycetes; Polyporales; Epitheliaceae
Product: TPR-like protein
Exons: 5
Coding region: 1-1059 (352 amino acids)
Biological process (GO): post-translational protein targeting to endoplasmic reticulum membrane
Cellular component (GO): membrane; TRC complex
Molecular function (GO): molecular adaptor activity; protein binding
Source: RefSeq, a predicted model, not a curated record
AUGUCCAACAAGCAGCGCCUCGUGCUCUCGGUCAUCGAUUUCCUCAACCAGUCCAUCGACGACGGCACGGUGAAGCAGGAUGACAAGGAGAGCUUGGAGGUAGCCAUCCAGUGCAUCGGCGAAGCCUUUGGCGUCGACCCCGCCGACCAGGCGCAAGUCGACCGCCUCUCCGUCAAGCCCGCGAACCUGCUCUCCAUCUUCGACGUCUUCCUCAAGACCAAAGACAAGCUCGCGGGCCCCUCCGCACCCGGUCCCUCCUCCGCCGGCGCGUCCUCUAGCACCCCAACGCCGCCGACAGGUGCGGCCAAGGCGGAGGCGGAGAAGCUCAAGGCGGCGGGGAACGCGCAAAUGUCCGCGAAGAAGUACGACGACGCCGUGCGCUCGUACACGGACGCGAUCGCGCUCGAUCCCACGAACCCGGUCUACUUCUCGAACCGCGCCGCGGCGCACUCGAGCAAGGGCGACCACGCCGACGCCGUCGCCGACGCGGAGAGCGCCAUCGACGCCGACCCGUCGUUCGUCAAGGCCUACCACCGCCUCGGGUGCGUGCUUUUCGUCUCGGCACGCGCACUACUCCCUCGGGGACUUCAAGGCGGCCGGGCCGCGUUCCAGCGCGGCCUUGACAUCGAGCCGUCCAACUCCUCGCUCAAGGUCGGCCUCGCCAACGCCCAGGCGCGAAUCGUCCCCGACGACGACGAGAUGCCCCCGCUCGAGGCGGCGGCGGGGACGCGCGGUGCGGGCGCAGAUGCGGGCGCAGGCGGGAUGCCGGACAUGGGCGGUAUGGCCGAAAUGCUCAGCAGCAUGGGCAUGGGCGGUGGGGCGGCGGGUGGCGGGGCAGGCGGCAUGCCCGACCUCUCGUCCAUCCUCGGGAACCCGCAGAUGAUGUCGAUGGCCCAGCAGAUGAUGGCCAACGGCGGGCUGGAGCGGAUGAUGCAGAACCCCACGGUCGCGAACAUGAUGAACCGCAUGCAGUCGGGCGGUGGUAUGCCCUCGAUGUCGGAACUCAUGGGCGACCCGGCUAUGCGCGACCUCGCCCGUCAGUUCUCUGGCGGACAGUGA